Molecule: messenger RNA, 2148 nt
Organism: Purpureocillium lilacinum
Lineage: Eukaryota; Fungi; Ascomycota; Sordariomycetes; Hypocreales; Ophiocordycipitaceae
Biological process (GO): microtubule-based movement
Cellular component (GO): microtubule; kinesin complex
Molecular function (GO): plus-end-directed microtubule motor activity; microtubule binding; ATP hydrolysis activity
Source: RefSeq, a predicted model, not a curated record
AUGUCGGUCCGCGUCGUCGCGAGGAUACGCCCGCUCCUCGAGAAGGAGCUGGACAAGGACGUGAUUGUGCGCGCCGAUGGCGUAGAGCCCGGCAAGCCCAGCACCGUCGUCAAGAUCCCGAACCCCAAGAACGAGGCCGAGGAGUUCUCCUUUGCCUUCAAUGGCGUCUACGACCAGGCCACGUCCCAGGAGGCCUUGUUCACCGCCGAAGUGCAACCGCUUCUCAAGUCGCUGUUCCAGGGCUACGAUCUCACCAUCUUCGCGUACGGCGUCACCGGUACCGGCAAGACGCACACGAUGCGAGGCGGCCUCAAGCUGGCCGACCGAGGGGUGAUACCUCGGCUGCUGAGCGGCGUCUUUCGCCGGGGCAAGAAGAUUAUGAAGGACACGGAGGGCGACACGACGGUUCGCGUCACUCUGUCGUACUACGAGAUCUACAACGACAAGGUGUACGACCUCCUCGAGCCGCCCGAGAAGCGAACGCCGUCGGGGCUGCCCCUGCGCGCCGAGGCCAACGGCAGGACCGUCGUCGCCGGCCUGUCGGAGCGGGCCUGCGGGGACCUCAAGGACUUUGAGAAGAUGUACAUUGAGGCCAACAACAACCGCGUCACGGCCGCGACCAAGCUCAACGCCCACAGCAGCCGCAGUCACGCGAUCCUGCGCGUCAAGCUGACGCAGACGACGGGCACCACGGUGCGCGAAAGCACCGCGUCCGCCAUCGAUCUCGCGGGCUCCGAGGACAACCGCCGCACCGACAACGACAAGGAGAGGCUGGUCGAGUCGGCGGCCAUCAACAAGAGCCUCUUUGUUCUCAGCCAGUGCAUCGAGGCCAUUGGCAGGGGCGACAAGCGGAUACCGUACCGCGAGUCCAAGAUGACGCGCAUCCUCUCGCUCGGCCAGAACAAGGGCAUCACCGUCAUGAUCCUGAAUCUGGCGCCACUGCGGAGCUACCACCUCGACACCCUGAGCAGUUUAAACGUUAGCACCCGGGCGAAGCGGAUCGAGGUUCGCGAGAUUGAGAACGAGGUCGUGUUCAAGCAGGUUCCUAGGACGAACUCAGGCUCCGGCACGGCCAUCGCGCGCCAACCGCUGCGGCCGCUCGCGAAUGCGCACAACGCGCACAACGUCCACAACGGCAACAUUGCUGCCAAGGCUGCCGCCGCCGACUCGUCCAAGCCGGUUAAGGCAUUCAGCGUGUACACGGACAAGGCGAAGCCGUCGGCCAUAGCGCGGCCCGCGGUCGCCGUGAGCCUCGUGCCGCGCCGAAGCUCCCAAAAGCGCCCGUCUGACCACGAGGUCGUCCCGCGACCUACCAAGAUUGCCAAGCCAGCAGCCGAAGAGUCGGUGACGGUGUCUGCGGCACAGAUCGAGGCCAUGGUGGAGAAGAAGGUCAGCGAGAUCCUGGCGGCGAGGACUGCUGCCGAAAAGGCGAGCGCGGCGCCGCCGCCGCCUGUCCAACCCGAUCUCAGCGAGGCCGUGCAAAGACGUCUCGACGCGCUCGAAAGACGAAUCGAGAGUGAGGACUGGCGCGAAGACUCCAAGUCGGACGGUCUCCGCUACCUGCUGGCGGCCCGGCAGCACAAGGAGAGGGGCGAGGAGGCGGCCGCGCUCAAGGCGUACGAGAUGGCCCUGCCGUACUUUCCCGGCCAGGCCAAGCUGCUUGGAAAGAUUGAGCGCCUGCGAAUCCGCUUGGGGAUGUCCAGCGCAUCCACAAUCGACCACCGAAGCCCGGCAAACUCGGCGAAGAAGAGGCAGAGACGCCGUAUUGUCACAGACGAUGACCGCGAAUACAACGACGCCGACGCCGACGGCGAGGAAGGUCGCCUCUCCAGCCCAGCCAAGAGCAAGCCACGCAAGAGUCGGGCCCCGUCGAGGCCGACCAUGUACAUCAACGACGAGUACUCGGGGCCCCCGUCGCCGCGCACGUCGCAGCUGCUGGACGUGGUCAACUCGCGCGACCUGACGCGGAUACGCGGCCUCGUCGGCUUCGGGGCCAAGAGGGCGCGCGACCUGGUCGACUACCUGGAGCUGGCCGCCAUGGAGGACGAGGCGGGCGCGCGCAUCGAGAACCUGACGCAGCUGCGGGCGCUCCCUGGCAUGGGCGGACGGACCGUAGAGCGGGCCUACGAAGGCCUCAUGAUGGCGUAG